CAAAGCACAUAGACAUAAUAGCAAGAUAAUUACGCUGCACAAAGCCAAGCUCAGUGGGUGGCAACUGCCUAUUUUUUUUCCCUGAUUUUCUCUCUUUUUCUACUUUCUUCUUCCCUCUCUUUAUUUAACCUUUUGAGCUUUUUCUCUCUUUCACAUUCACACAAUCUGAUUGCUUUGGUUUUGCUUACACUGAGCAAAGACUCUGAGAGGAUCUCUCUCUCUCUCUCUGUGUAUCUGUGACCUGUGUUCCUCUCCUCGCUCUUUCACUUUCUCUUGUUUCUGUUUAUUCUUUGAUUCAUUUAGUUGAUACCCUUUAGAGUUUAGAGGCUUUAACAAGAGUUUUGAAGAAGGCAAAGGCUAUGGCAGCUCCAAAACCAGAAGAGAUAAGUCACCCACCAAUGGAUCAACUUCAAGGUUUAGAGUACUGUAUUGACUCUAACCCAUCUUGGGGAGAAGCUAUAGCUCUGGGUUUCCAGCAUUACAUUUUGGCAUUAGGAACUGCUGUUAUGAUCCCUUCAUUUCUUGUUCCUUUAAUGGGUGGUGAUCAUGGUGAUAAAGUGAGAGUGGUACAGACUCUGCUUUUUGUGGAGGGAAUCAAUACGCUUCUUCAAACACUGUUUGGGACUCGAUUACCAACUGUGAUUGGAGGCUCUUAUGCAUUUAUGGUCCCUAUCAUAUCAAUUAUUCAUGACCCUUCUUUGAUGAGCAUUCAGGAUGAUCACGUGAGAUUUCUCAACACCAUGAGAGCAGUCCAAGGUGCUCUAAUAGUGUCAUCAAGCAUACAGAUAAUUUUGGGUUACAGUCAGUUGUGGGCCAUUUGUUCCAGGUUUUUUAGUCCACUUGGAAUGGUUCCAGUCAUCUCAUUAGUGGGUUUUGGUCUGUUUGAUAGAGGCUUCCCUUUGGUCGGCCGGUGCGUAGAGAUUGGCAUUCCCAUGCUCAUCCUGUUCAUAGCCUUCUCCCAGUAUUUAAAGAACUUUCAGACAAGACAGCUACCAAUACUUGAGAGGUUUGCUCUCCUUAUAUGCAUCACAGUGAUAUGGGCAUAUGCACAUCUCUUGACAGCCAGUGGUGCAUACAAACAUCGUCCAGAGCUUACUCAAGUUAAUUGUCGGACCGACAAGGCUUAUCUCAUUUCUUCUGCUCCAUGGAUAAAGAUUCCAUAUCCUCUACAGUGGGGUGCUCCUACUUUUGAUGCUGGUCACUGUUUUGGAAUGAUGGCUGCUGUAAUAGUCUCACUUAUUGAGUCCACUGGAGCAUACAAGGCUGCAUCACGUCUAGCAAGUGCAACACCACCUCCAGCUCAUGUGCUCAGCCGUGGUAUUGGCUGGCAGGGCAUAGGAAUUUUACUGGAUGGAAUGUUUGGAACAUUGAGUGGAUCAACAGUCUCAGUGGAAAAUGUGGGGCUGCUUGGAAGUACACGUGUUGGCAGCCGCAGGGUUAUCCAAAUCUCAGCUGGUUUUAUGAUAUUUUUCUCAAUGCUAGGAAAAUUUGGGGCGUUAUUUGCAUCAAUACCCUUCCCCAUAUUUGCUGCAGUGUAUUGUGUUUUGUUUGGUCUUGUUGCUUCGGUGGGGUUGUCAUUUUUGCAAUUCACAAACAUGAACUCAAUGAGAAAUCUUUUCAUCACCGGUGUCGCACUCUUUCUCGGUUUGUCUGUCCCGGAAUACUUCAGAGCAUACACAGCAAAGGCCUUUCACGGUCCUGCUCAUACAAGAGCUGGAUGGUUCAAUGAUUUUCUCAAUACCAUCUUCUUCUCGUCCCCGACGGUUGCUCUGAUUGUUGCCGUUUUCUUGGACAACACACUUGACUACAAGGAUAGUGCUAGAGAUAGAGGAAUGACAUGGUGGGUAAGAUUCCGGUCGUUUAAUGGAGACAGCAGGAAUGAGGAGUUCUACACCCUUCCUUUUAACCUUAAUCGUUUCUUCCCUCCAUCAUGAAGUGGCUUCAUCACCAAAGAAAAAUGUUAGAGGAAAAACAUCAUUUCCAGAUAAGGAUGUUAUGGUGAUUGCAGCUGCAAUGGAGAAGAGUGUAAAGAUCAAAAUGUUUUUCGUGCAGAGAAAAUGGGUACCUCUGCUUUCUCUUUCCCUCUUUUCAUUAAUUUUAUGUACAUGACUCUGGCAGUUCGGGUUAUUAUAUUCCUUUUUUAUUCUA
This is a messenger RNA of Manihot esculenta (cassava), 2148 nucleotides long. RefSeq names its product nucleobase-ascorbate transporter 2. The record is from RefSeq and is a predicted model, not a curated record. Gene Ontology annotation, molecular function: transmembrane transporter activity. Gene Ontology annotation, biological process: transmembrane transport. The transcript is spliced from 13 exons. Gene Ontology annotation, cellular component: membrane. NCBI's taxonomy places the organism in Eukaryota, Viridiplantae, Streptophyta, Magnoliopsida, Malpighiales, Euphorbiaceae. Bases 360 to 1934 code for a protein of 524 amino acids.